GGGGGCACGGGGCAGCCACAGGCUCUGCAGAGCUUUCUCAUGACACCUGGCCAGCCCCUGCAUGCAGGAAAUGGGAUUCUCCUGUUCAUGAACAGUAUAAACCAAGAACACAUCUUACAAGUGGUGCCAUUCAUUUUGGAGAUGUUUUAAUCACAUCCAGGCAGCUGUGCUCUUUGUGUGUAGGUGUGAGGAACUUACAGGGUCUAGGAGGUCGCUAUGGACUCCUCAUUUACAGAAGAGAAAAAGCAAAUGAACCCGCCACUCACUGGUGGUGACAUGGAGAACGAGUCUGAGAAGGACACAGACCAGACAGCUGAAACCAGUGAGCCUCCAGAGCACAUGUCGCUGGCUGACGCCUCAGCAGAGAAGGCCACGAAAGGCUCUGACACUGACCUAGAGGCUGAAGAUCCUGAGAAGGCCUUUAGGAGCAUUAGGGGCACAGAGCUGUACUUGGAAGCAUGCAGGCUGGUGGAGGUGGUUCCUGUCUCAUAUUUUAUUCAGAACUUGGACAAGCCUUAUAUAAACCUGAACCACCAUGGUCUAGGACCCAAAGGUGUCAAAGCCAUUGCUAUUGCUCUGGUGUCCAACACAACAACCACCCAUCUAGAGUUGGAAGACAACUGUAUUCUGGCAGAAGGAGCCAUAUGUUUAGCAGAGAUGCUACGAGAGAAUUCCUCCCUUCAAGUACUGAACAUCUCCAACAACCAUCUAGACACAGCAGGAGCUGAAGCCAUCACCAGCUUGCUUUUGGAUAACGUGUCCUGCCUCCAUACUCUUCAGCUCUCAGGAAACAACUUUGGAGAAGAGGCUGCACUGUAUUUUGCUGAGGCAUUAAUGAGCAAUUACCAAGUGAAGAAGCUGGACCUCAGCCACAAUGAGUUCCAUGAGAAGGGAGGACAGCUUCUGGGACAAAUGCUCGCCAGCAACACAAAACUGGAGUUUUUGGACCUGAGCUGGAACCACCUGAAGAGGAAGGGGGCAGUAGGACUGAGCGUAGGUCUCAGGGUCAAUGAUGCACUGAAAAUACUCAACCUUUCUUGGAAUGGCAUUGGCAACGAGGGAGCACUGGCCCUAGGAGAAGCUCUCAAACUCAAUAACGUGCUGGUUCACCUGGACAUCAGCAACAACAAGAUCAACAAUGAGGGAGCCAAGAGGCUCUGCAGAGGCCUUGAAGUCAAUGGAAAUCUCAAAAUCCUGAAGAUGGCAAAUAAUCCCCUGACCGUGGAAGGUGCCACUGCACUAGUCGUGUCUGUUAGAAAGAACGCCAAAUCCAUGAUGGAGGAGAUCAACAUCUCAAAUGUGUUGGUGAACGAAAAUUUCAUUAAGUUGCUGGAUGGGGUGUAUCAAAUGCAUCCUGAACUAGAUGUCAUCUAUGAUGAAGUCGAAGGCUGUAUCUCCAAGAUCCCCAAGCAGCAUCCAAAUCCCAUGAAACUGAUUCAGAACUAUUUGAAAGCACACAACCUACAACUCUGGGACUUUUUUAGGAAAAUUGACAAGGAUGGAAACAUGAAGAUCCCUGUGGCAACCUUCCGAAGAGCCAUGAUGCAGCAAUCAAGAAUCCCACUGGAUCGAGUACAAAUUGGGGAACUAGUGCAUAAGCUAGACCGGAAUCGGACAGGGUUUGUGGACUAUAGUCACUUAAAAGAGCAGAAGACAGCACAGAAGCUUGAGGAAGAGGAAACUGAGGAGGAAAACAAGGAAAAGCCAUAAAAAUGAAGCAAGAAGGCAGGUCAGACAGUGAAAGAUUGUAGAAUAAAUACUGGAAGAAAGCUCAGGGUGGCCCUGGGCUUGGGGAGGCUCAUCCCUGGGGAGCUCUAAUAGUCCGAAUUAUUUGAUGUAGAAAUAAAGUUGAUGUUCCCCUACACAGCAGGUACCCAU
Columba livia (rock pigeon) is the source of this 1878-nucleotide messenger RNA. It is a transcript of the gene LRRC74A, whose product is annotated as leucine rich repeat containing 74A. The transcript is spliced from 14 exons. The record is from RefSeq and is a predicted model, not a curated record. The coding region runs from base 217 to 1710 and encodes 497 amino acids. Lineage: Eukaryota; Metazoa; Chordata; Aves; Columbiformes; Columbidae. Gene Ontology annotation, molecular function: protein binding; calcium ion binding.